Messenger RNA from Canis lupus familiaris (dog), 3864 nucleotides. It is a transcript of the gene LIMS1, whose product is annotated as LIM zinc finger domain containing 1. The record is from RefSeq and is a predicted model, not a curated record. Gene Ontology annotation, cellular component: focal adhesion; cytoplasm; cell-cell junction. Gene Ontology annotation, biological process: cell-cell adhesion; cell-cell junction organization; positive regulation of substrate adhesion-dependent cell spreading. Bases 67 to 1230 code for a protein of 387 amino acids. Lineage: Eukaryota; Metazoa; Chordata; Mammalia; Carnivora; Canidae. The transcript is spliced from 10 exons.
UAUUGUUUCUCCGUCCCCUGCCCUGCUACUCUCUGCCCCGGGCUUGGAGCUCUCAGGCACCCUGGGAUGGCGUUCCCGGGCAGGGUGCACCCUUGUGUUAUCCCAGAGAAUGAAGAAAUCCCCCAGGCAGUCCUUAACAGUGUCCACCAGGCUAAUGGCAAUGAAGACGAGCGGGCUGUGUCCAAAUUACAGCGCAGGCACAGUGACGUAAAGGUCUACAAGGAGUUUUGUGACUUUUAUGCAAAAUUCAACAUGGCCAAUGCUCUGGCCAACGCCACCUGUGAACGCUGCAAGGGGGGCUUUGCACCCGCCGAGAAGAUAGUAAACAGUAACGGGGAGCUGUACCACGAGCAGUGCUUCGUGUGUGCUCAGUGCUUCCAGCAGUUUCCAGAGGGACUCUUCUAUGAGUUUGAAGGAAGGAAGUAUUGUGAACAUGACUUUCAGAUGCUCUUUGCUCCUUGCUGUCAUCAGUGUGGUGAAUUCAUCAUUGGCCGAGUGAUCAAAGCCAUGAAUAACAGCUGGCAUCCUGAGUGCUUCCGCUGUGACCUCUGCCAGGAAGUGCUGGCAGAUAUUGGGUUUGUCAAGAAUGCUGGGAGACAUCUAUGUCGCCCCUGUCAUAAUCGUGAGAAAGCCAGAGGCCUUGGAAAAUACAUCUGCCAGAAAUGCCAUGCCAUCAUUGAUGAGCAGCCGCUGAUAUUCAAGAAUGACCCUUACCAUCCAGACCAUUUCAACUGUGCCAAUUGCGGGAAGGAGCUGACAGCUGAUGCCCGGGAGCUGAAGGGAGAACUGUACUGCCUGCCGUGCCAUGAUAAAAUGGGAGUCCCCAUCUGUGGCGCUUGUCGACGGCCCAUUGAAGGGCGUGUGGUGAAUGCCAUGGGCAAGCAGUGGCAUGUGGAGCAUUUUGUUUGUGCCAAGUGUGAAAAGCCAUUUCUUGGACAUCGCCAUUAUGAAAGGAAGGGCCUGGCCUAUUGCGAAACCCACUAUAACCAGCUAUUUGGUGAUGUUUGUUUCCACUGCAACCGUGUUAUAGAGGGUGAUGUGGUCUCUGCUCUGAAUAAGGCCUGGUGUGUCAACUGUUUUGCCUGCUCGACCUGCAACACUAAAUUAACACUCAAGAAUAAAUUUGUGGAGUUUGACAUGAAGCCCGUCUGUAAGAAGUGCUAUGAGAAAUUUCCAUUGGAGCUGAAGAAAAGACUCAAGAAACUAGCUGAGACCUUAGGAAGGAAAUAACUUCCUUUAUUUUUUUUCUCUCUUCUAUGCAAAUAAAAGAGAUUACCAACAUUACUUGACUUGAUCCACCCUAUUUAAAGCUGUAUCUCAAAAUAGUUGAGAGUAAAGAGGGCCUGUAUGAAUGAGUUUCUUCAUUUCCUUCUCAUUAAAAAAGAAAAAAAGCUUGUGUAAUUAAAACACAGAUGAAAUCAUGAUUUGCUUUUGUUAAUAACCCUUAUCAACUUGUCAAAAUGUAGACUAUAUUUAACAACAGACAACACAUGGUAUAGAUGUUAGAUUUUAAUUAAGGUCCAAAAAAAUUAGUUUAACUUUUAAAAAUGAAAGUAGGGAGUCAGCUUUCACAGGACUCAGAUUUUUUUUAAAAAUGGAAACAUUGUUUUACUUUGUAUUCAAAAGAUAAAUAAUUCAAACUGCUGCUAGGAAGGACAUAAGGAAGAAAAAUAACCAGCCAAGGAAAAGAACUCUUGUAGAAUCCAAGUAUGUUUACCAAACUAGUAGCUAUAAGAGGAGUACACACAUUACUAAGACAAGAAACAAGUGUAUUCAGAACUACUUGAUUUCUUUUUGUUGUUGUUAAAUGCAAUAAUUAUGCUUGGUUUUAUAAUUUGUUCUCCUUGUGAACUUCUUCCUUCCUACAGUUAUUUAACACAGUAGUUAUAGCUAGCUAAUAGUAUGCCUUUCUAAAUUUUGUGCAAAAAAAAUUUAUACUAGGCAUUUGAAAAUUCAGUAUACUUUAUGAUAUUGGAAGAAAUGAAGUAUUUUUUAACAUAUUAUAGCAAGUAUGCUUCUAAGCUUAAGGUCAAAGAUGUAGGUCUUAGAAUAGGACACAAAAUUAAAUUUUAUGUAGCUUGGAAUGUAUCACUUAAAAACAAGUGAAUGUAUAUGUAUUGGUCUUACUGCCUUUAUAACCAUGCUAAUGUCUAUGCUUUAUAUGUAAUCAAACUUGCCUUGUCUUAGAAAAACACAUAUGUUAUUCAGGAAUUCUAGCUAUUUCAUGCAAUACCAAAAAUAAGUGCAUUGACUGAGAUUUGUAAACCCAAAAUCCUCUACCACAGCUAUGGUGAUACUUGAUUUUUUAUUUUCCCUCCUUUUUGUGGGAGAUAAUUAAUUUUUGUCAUCUUGUCAAAAGAGAAUGAUAUGGAUAGAUGUUUCAAGUUUUUCAUUUCAAAUCUUGUAAUUGGAUUUUAUUUACUAUAGGGAGGAGAUUAAAAUGACACUUUUAAAUUGGAAGGGGGAUGUUUAAAUGUCAAUUUUAGGUCAAAAGUAGUAGAUUAUUCUACUUUAUAAAAAGUGUUUUUAUUUUAUCUUGAAGUUUCUGGCCAUUCUUUCUUGAUAAACUUGUAUGCAAACCAAAUUUUGUGAAUAUUUGUUAAAUGUUGCUGCUGCUGUGUUACCAUUUUAAAAAAAGUUCCCAACAUAGACUUUUUAAGGAAGAAAUUAUUGGUUUCUAAAAAAAUUGCUGAAAUGUCAUUUUGCCAUUAAAAAAAAAAAAAACUCAGGAUGUACCACUCUGCCAUUAAAAUAUUUCUAUGCAUGUAUGUUUUUAAAAGUUUGUGCAUGCACUUUACAGAGUAAAUUCUAUUUCGGUUUUCUGAUCAUUUAUAACGUAUUACUUUUUAGUGUUCUUUUAGAAUUCAAAGAAUUAUCAGCGAUUGAAAAUAAUCAAUAUAUAGUUUAAGACUGUAUGUACUCAGAAGUUUAAAACAGUCUUUGCAUUUGACAGUAAGAAUCAAAAUCCCUUCAGUGUGCCUUUGUCAGCUAAUACAUGACCAGCAAGGAAAACUUUGAAAGUAUUUAUUAAAUACUCUGGAUAUAGACAAAAUAGUACAGGCUUUACAAUUUGGGGUCUUGAUGCUAAAUUGUCAAAUACCCCUAACACCAGAAAUAAGGAACAGUAAAAUAACCACUUACCCAUAUUCUCAACCGGUUUGAAGAUGCCUGAACUGAGCUCAGCUGCUUUGUUUAUGUAUCUUAUGUAGCCAGGCUUCUCCUGCAGCCCUGCUGCUGUCUGCUCAUUCUUCUUUUAAAAUACAAGUUAAUAUCUCCUGGAAGUUUGAUAUGGUAAGUCUCUGCUACUUCAGGAUAUUUUGUCUAGAUACAGUACUUUCUUCCCUGAUAGGAUGCAUCAUUGCAGCCCUGGGAAAGGAGGAGGAAGUCGAAAGUUUGUGGAAUAGAAGACGGGCUUGGUUGAGCUCAUAAUAUUUUUUGUAGAGUUUUUCCUGGCUGUGGAAAAACUCAGGCUGGUAAGCAUUUCUCUGUUUAAAGUCCUACAAGGCAAUUUGAAAUAAUUCAUUCUUCUUACCCAACUUCUAAGUGCUCUUUUUCUCACCAAGCCUAAUAUAAUUGAGGGAAAUGUCGGGGUGCUGGCUUAAGGCUGCACACUGACAUCUGGAUCAUGUUCAAAGCCUUAUUAACAUUGUACCUAAAAUGAUAGGCCACUUUGCCUCACUUACUUGCCAAAAUAGCCAUUUCUAAGUUAAGGAAAUUUUGAGGUAGUCUUAACAGCAUUCUUGUAUUUCAUUUUAGAUUGUAAGCUCGAUGGCAGGGACACUAUAUUGUUAAAUAAGCUUUUAUAUAGCAACCAUUGCAGUAUACUCUUGGUGCUUAAUAAAUGCUCAUGAUUAUUAAGAAUAA